AUGGCUCCCAAAGGCGGCUCCAAGCAGCAGUCCAAGGAGGACCUGCUCCUGCAGGAUUUCAGCCACAGCCUCUUGGCCAAGUCCUUGGUGCUCUUCUUCGUGAACGCCUUCAUCGUGCCCGCCAUCCCCGUCUGGCUAUACUGGCGAAUAUGGCAUAUGAAUCUUAUUCAGUCUGCUGUUCUGUAUAGUGUGAUGACCCCAGUAAGCACUUAUUUGGUAGCCUUUGCAUACAAAAAUGUGAAAUUUGUUCUCAAGCACAAAGUAGCACAGAAGAGGGAGGAUGCUGUUUCCGAAGAAGUGACUCGAAAACUUUCUGAAGCUGGUGAUAGAAAGAUGUCUCGGAAGGAAAAAGAUGAAAGAAUCUUGUGGAAGAAGAAUGAAGUUGCUGAUUAUGAAGCUACAACAUUUUCCAUCUUCUAUAAUAAUAACACCCUAUUUCUGGUCUUGGUCAUUGUCGCUUCCUUCUUUAUACUGAAGAACUUCAACCCCACAGUGAACUACAUUUUGUCUGUAAGUGCUUCCUCGGGCCUCAUCGCCCUCCUGUCUUCUGGCUCCAAGUAGAGCACGUCAGCUU
Messenger RNA from Balaenoptera musculus (blue whale), 574 nucleotides. Its product is annotated as translocon-associated protein subunit gamma-like. Gene Ontology annotation, biological process: SRP-dependent cotranslational protein targeting to membrane. The record is from RefSeq and is a predicted model, not a curated record. Bases 1 to 561 code for a protein of 186 amino acids. The transcript has a single exon. Gene Ontology annotation, cellular component: endoplasmic reticulum; membrane. Lineage: Eukaryota; Metazoa; Chordata; Mammalia; Artiodactyla; Balaenopteridae.